AUGAUGCAAGAUACUGGUCAGAAUGGUCAAGAUACGACCAUUGAAACGUCUGAAAUUACAAGGGAUUCAGUUGAAGUAGCACGGGGAGAAGAUCAUGAGCCAGAAGAGGUCGAAAACGGUGUCCAAUCUGGUAUAAAUGAAGAUAGGAAGUUACCUGAAGUUAGAGUUAAACAUUCGUUAACGUUUGACAACGAAUCAAUGGAAUCAGUUCAGUUGGAAGAGGAACCUGGUCUUGGGCAAGUAGAUGAACAAGUAGAAGAUGAAGAGGCUGCAAACUCUGAACAGACGCUUGAAUCGUACGGAAAAGAGGAAGAAAUAGUUGAGGAAGAUAUUAAUGAAGCUGGAAAAGGGGCUGAGACUUUAGAAAUUUCAGAAGAACAGGUAAGAUUAUCAGUUUAUAUUAUUUAUGUUUAGAAAACCGUGGAUUCAACCAUGAGCCAACAUUAUGCCUUGCAAGAACGGAAGUCAACAAUAGAUCGAAGUGGUGAAAGUCCAGAUGAAACAUACGCUAGACUAAUUGAAGCUAUCGAUAACGGCAACUAUGUUUCUGGCGAUAUUGUUGAUGGAGUGUUCAAUGUGGUAAGGAUUUUGUUGUUUUUAUAUCUUUAGGUAAUUGUAUAGCUUCUAUAUUGGUUAUAAUGUAAAAUACGUUUGAGAUCUCUGUUUAUUUUGUUUUUUUAGUUGGUUGGCGGUCCAUUUGACAAAGAAAGCCGAUUUUCGAUUGUUAGCCAUGAACACAUUCGAGGGUUACUGAAGGUUUUGGAUGCUGCUCCGGUCGAGCUUCAGGUAGCCAUUGAAUUUUUAACGUUUUUUGAUUUUAGAGAUAUUAAAAAGGCUUCUAAAGACAUUAACUGCUACUAAUUUAUUAUAAAACGACCGAUAAAAAUUAGAAACCUUAUUUUAGGUGAAGAUAUUGACGGUUUUUGUUGGAAUUUGUCGGAAAUCGUUUAGAAAUCUUGAGAAAUGCACUCGAAUUGGAUUGAUAUCAGUGUUUCUGGAUAGGAUACCAACGGCUGAUGCUAAAGUAGCUGAUCUACUGGUUGAAUUGUUAUCGGUAUUGACAAAUUAUUCAAUCACAGUCAAGGAAACCAAACAUUUUCUAAGGGCACUUCAAGCUGAAGACGGCAAAUGGGUAAGAAGACGGUUGAUUUUAAACGUUUUUGUUGUUGGAAAAGUUUAUCUAGAGUAUAUACAAGUUGUUGAGUAUAUUUUUCAUUAGUUUUGGCAGGAGGGUUAUAUAAAAAAUGGCAUUUUUGAUCUUUAAGGGCUGAUAUUUGCUAAUAUUUAAGUAACUUUAACUUUUAAAUUUUUUAGCGACGAAACUCUGCUAAACUAUUAAAAGUAAUGUUGGAGAUGCCAAAACGAGAUGGCUGCGACGUUUUCUUCUCAUUCCCAGGCAAUGCUGGAGCGGUAUGUUAAUUUUAUAUUAUUUUUGUUGGCUUUUAGGUGUGGUUAAUAUAAAUGGGCAUAAAUUGGUCAAUGGUUAGUCGAUUGUUAGUAUUUUAAUGUUAAAAGAAGUAGAGAAGUGUACUGAUUGAUGUGUUAUAUUGCUUUAGGGUAUUGCUUUGCCUCCGCUGUCAAAAUGGCCGUACCAAAAUGGCUGGACGUUCAGUACGUGGUUCAGAAUGGAUCCGCUGAAUAGUGUCAAUUUUGAAAAAGAAAAACCAAUAUUAUUUGAGUAAGUUAUUGACAAUUGUGAUAAGGUUCAAGAUUUUGACAGAUUUUGUUUUGUAAAAUACGAGUUUUGGUGUCUUGGCUGGAAAUUACGUUCUCUAUGAUAGUAUAUAAUUUUAUAGAGAUUUUAAUGUCAUUUUCAUAGCGACUCUAACUAAUUUUUAUUUUUUCUAGUUUCAAGACAACUAAAGGACUGGGAUAUACGGCCUAUUUUAUGGGAGCAUGCCUAGUACUCAAUAUAAAACGAGGUACGAGUAAAGAAGUGACAAAGUGCAUUAAAUUCGAAUUUUCAUCAAGAAAAUGGCAUCACGUUGUAUUAUCAUUCGUCUACGCACGCUGGGGUCAAAGUGAAAUACAGUGCUACAUUGAUGGUAACUUGGUUGAGACGAUCUACAAUUCUUGGUAGGUAUGGGGAAGUGGAAAGAAAGUUAUUGCGGUUUUAGGACUCUGUUUUUGGUUUUUCAAAGAAAGGUUUUGACAUUUUUGUGCUGUAAAGAAAGUUCUUGCUAUUUUUGCUUUGUAAAGAAAGUUUCUGUCAUUUUUUGUCCUGUAAAGAAAGUUUUUGACAUUUUAUGAAAUGCUUUUUAAUUAUAAAUUCAGUUUUGCUGCAUAUGCAAUAUUUUGUCGUUUUGCACUGUGCAACGAUUGUUAUAUCUUGCACUGUUCAACUUGUAGCUUAUUUUAGGUAUCAAUUCUUGUUAUAACGUUUAGUCAGCAUUAAUAAAAAGCUAUUACAACUAAUUUCACUUUGAUAUCUUUAAACAGAAUGGCACAACAAAUUUUUAAAUAAUCACUGCACCGUGCAAUACAAAAACCUUUUGCACCGUGCAGGUAAAGAAAAAGUUUUGGCAGUUUUUAAAUUUUAUAUAAAUUAUUGACCUUUUGAAAAAGUUUUUUUCGGAAAUUUUGGUUUUCUUUACUUAAAAAGCUAAUUUCACCUUAUUUUAGGUACGUCAACACGUCCGAGAACUUUGACCGCUGUUUUGUUGGCUGUGGUCCUGAGCCAAACCUAAACGAAGCGUUCUGUGGCCAACUUGGGGCCAUAUACUUAUUCUCACAACAUUUGUCGCUAGACCAAGCCAAUUGUCUCUUCAGUUUAGGACCAACAUAUCAAUCUUUGUUCAAGCACGAUGCCGAAUCUAAUCUUCCAGAAGGCUACAAGAAGCAUCUAUUCGAUGGACGACUACACAAUUGGCUGGUUUUUGCGUAUUCACCUAAGAAUUGUCAUGGCCAGUUGUGUCUGUACAAUGGAGGAAAGUCUGAUUACUUUGUUCAGAUUCCUCAUGCUGUUAUGAAGGAUGUAAGUUGAGGUUUUGAUAGCUUAUUGGUUUUUUAAAGAGAUGUUGAGGUUUGAAGGAGAAUUUAAGGGUUUGAGAGCUAUUUUGUGUGUUAUUUUGUGUAUUUUCAGUUUUGUUUUGAAAAUUUAAAAAUUUUAGGUAACAAUUUUUUUUUGAAAUUUUUAGAGGUUAUGGUGCUUUUAUAAGUUUUAAAUUGCUUUUUUGUGGGUGUGGUAGACUUUUUAAAAUUAUUUUAGCACGUUAUGGGAUAUUUUUGAAUAUUUUAAAAUUUUAGGUAACAAAAUUUUUAAAUUUUUUUAAGAGUUUUUAUGGAUUUGUGGCAGUUUUAUGGUCAUUCUGUGUCACUUUAAGAUGAUUUUGUGCCUUUUAAGCGAUUUGUUUGGAAAAUUUAAAUUUUAGGUAACAAAUUUUUUUGAAAAAUUUUGAAAUUUACGGUUUUUAAGGAAAGCAAAAAGUAGUCAUUUUUUGUUUUGUAAAGAAAGUUCUUGCAAUUUUAUUAUAUAAAAAUGUUUUUUUCAGCCAGUUGAAGUGAUAACCACUCACUCAAUCCACAAUUCGCUUCAUUCAGUUGGUGGAAUUCAAAUGUUGUUGCCAUUAUUUGCUCAAAUCGACCUUCCGCACGAAGGCGAACCUCAAUUGGACUACGAAUUAUGGUAAGGGAUUUAAAUUGGCUUUGGGUAGAGAUAUUAUGUUUUUAGGUAAUAAAAUUAAUUACAGCUAACAAAAUAGAUUUUUAAUUAAGAAAGUUGCUUUUUAGGUAACAAAGUUUUGAAAAAAUUGAUUUUAUGAAAUUUUAAAAUUAAAAAAAAAAUGAAAUUUUAGCUCAUCCAUGUUGUCUGUGAUAUCCCUGUUGCUGGAGACCUCGAUCCGAGCCCAACAACAACUCUUUUACUCUCAAGGCUUUGUCAUCAUCGCCCACGUACUCCAACACGCCGCCUCUCCUCAACAUUUGAGUGUCAUGGUACUGGACUCCUUUAUCAAUAUCACAAAACAACUCAUCAACAGCCCCACGGGUGUACCCCUCCUAAAACAACUCAUAGAACACGUAUUCUUCGCCCCACCACUAUGGAUCCGAGCUUCAGCCCUGAUCCAAGUCAGACUAUACGAAUAUCUGGCCAUUGAUUUGUUCACAAACCCCGUCAAUGUGACAUACGUGAGGCGAACACCAAUUGUGGUACAGUUGAUGAACGCCAUAAGGAACUACUACUGGAUGGUACCGACUGGUAAAUCGGAGAAAGUCAAAGCAUUGAGGUUAAAUGAGAAUGGAGAAGAUAAAUUGGACAGAAGCUCGGUUAUCAGGGUGAGAUCGGCUAUGUUACAGGUAGGGUUUCGAAAUGGAUUUUUUGGGUAGGGGUGGUGAAAAAUUAAAAAAUUGUUUUUCGGGGGUGGAGUGGUAAAAAAAUAAAAAAAAAUGUUUUUCGGGGGCGGGGUGUUAAAAAUGAAAAGAUGUUUUGGGAAGGCCAAUUGGUAGUAAAAAACAUAAAAAGGGAUUUUAGGAAUGGGGAUAGUAAAUUUUUUUUUUCGACCGGUCGAUAUUUUAAAAUUAGAUUUUAGGUAAAAAAAUUAUAAUUUUUUUGUAAAUCAAGAAAUGGAUUGUUUAUGUAGCUUAAAAAAUGGGAUAUGUAGACUAGAAAUGGCACUUUGGUUUUUCGACCGGUCGAUUUUGAAAAAAAAAAUUUUGAAAAUUUGGGUACUACGUGGUUAUAUAAAUAAAAAAUGGUCUACAUAUUAAGAGGAUGACAUUUUGUAGGUUUUUCGACCGGUCGUUUUUGAAAAAAAACAAAAUUUUUAGGUAACAGUUGAAAAGAAAAAUUUUGAAAACUUAAUUAUAAUAGAGUUGAUACGGCUUUAAAAAUGAUUUAUAUACGAUAUUUUAACUUUAGGUAAUAUUAAAUUCAAGUUUCUUAAUUUAAAUUAUUUUAUGUUCAGCUAAUCAACCGAUUGGUCUUCCAAACAGUCCCAACCAACUUUCAAGACGAGAAAGAAACAAAACGAGACGAGGAACUUCAAUGUCUUUUCAAUUUCAUAUCAACCGAAUCAGAAGACGAAAACAUGUACGAUGUCCUAACCUUCAUCAUGAGACUCAUGAGCGACCAGCCGGCUGUCAUGAUCCCAGCCUUUGACAAGAAAAAAGGAACUGCGGUCAUUUUUAAGCUGCUGGGUAGUGGAAAUGAAACUGUCAGGCUGACUAGUCUCAAGAUUUUUGGAAGCUUCUUGUGUCGAAGCACUGCUAAGUAGGUGUUUUAGGUAUUAAAGUUUGAAGAAAUAGGGAUUUUUAUAGGUUUGUUACCUAAAAUUAUGAAAAAAUUUGUUUUUAGCUGCUUUACGACUAAAAAUUUGAAAAAAAAAUUAUGAAAAAUAGUGAAUUUUGGAUUUUUUGUUAUCUUAAAUGUUGAAAAGCUAGUUUUUAGCUAAAAAUUAGUUUUUUGGGCAAAUUGUUACCUAAAAUUUUUAAUUUUCAGGCGAAAAUCUGAAGCAGUGAAUCAACUAAACCUUCUCCACCUCCUAUCACAACGUCUCCUGAACAACACCAAGAGCUUAUCAGCCAAAACCUACAACGUUCUGUUCGAAAUCCUGGUGGAACGAGUAACAUGUGACGUGAACUUUGCCAAACGUGAAGAAUAUCAAUACGAAACGUUGAGAUUCGAGAACUCAGCCCUACUAAAAGUCAUUGCCAACUUGUUGGAGCAAAGUGAACAAACACCAGAGCUGAUGGAGGUAAAGCGCAUCUACGUUAUCGAUCUGAUCAAAAUGUGCAAGGAAUCAAGGGAAAACAGACGAAUCGUCCUUCAGAUGUCCGUAUGGCAAGAAUGGCUAAUAUCAUUGGCGUAUGUCUAUCCCAAGAAUGACAUGGAAGCGACAAUAUCUGAGCUGGUCUAUGAACUUUUUGCCAUCUUGUUGUACCAUGCGAUUCGAUUGGAGUACGGAGGGUGGAGAGUUUGGGUGGAUACGUUGGCUAUUGCUCAUUCGAAAGUAAGCUAUUUGAAUAAUAUACUGAAUAAAGUGCAAAUUUUUGAGUUUUUAAGGUUUUAGGAAACAGGAAAGGCUUUUUGUUGAUUUUUAGGUAACAAAAACUUUUUUUGUUUUUAGGUAACAAAAAUUUUUUUGCUAUUUUUAGGUAACAAAAAUUGAUUUUUUAAAAUUUUUUGGUAACAAAAACCUUUUUUUUUUAAAUUUUAGAUAAUAAAAAAAAUUUUUUUUGGUUUUUAGGUAACAAUUUUUAAAAAUUUUAAAGCAACACGUGAUUUACAAUUUUUUAGGUAUCAAUGGAGAAAAACCUCAGAAAAUCAAAAGAAAAAGCCUGCCAAAGCAACGGAAAUUCAUCAGAAUCGGCCGAAAAUCAAUUGACAGAUCUUAAGAAACAAGACGAAGGACCCACAGCCAUCUACCGUACGCCAGACUUUGCCUGGAGCGAUGUUCAUGUCCGUCUACUAGAUGAUCUGCUCAAGAAUAUCGAAAAAGUAGUAGAAGAAUGGGCCCAAUCUCAAACCCCACUAGUCGACCAUGUCAACAGUAAUGACAAUCAGGUAUUCGUCUCGAACACCGUACAUGUUUUGUCACAGCUAUCAGACAGCUUAAUCAUGGCCUGUGGUGGUCUACUACCCCUCCUGGCCGCUGCUACAUCACCCAACUCGGAAUUGGAAAUUCAAGACAACACGCAUCAGGAUAUCAGCAUUAAAACGGCUGUAGGGUUCUUGACAAGAUUCGUUGAGCUGGCCGAUACCUUCAUCUUUAUCAGUGGAGUCAGCUUCAGUGAACUGGAACAGGAAAAGAAUAUGCCCCCUGGUGGGAUUUUAAGGCAAAGCUUGAGAUUGGGUAAGUGGUAUAGUGACUUUAUUAAUAGAAUUUUUGAAAAAAAGUUGGUUUUUAGGUAACAAAUAUGAAGUUAAAUAGGCUUAAUUUAGGCAAAAAUCGAUGUUUAGAUAAAAAAGUUGGGUUUUUUAUGUCUUAUACUCAAGAAGUGAUGUUUAGGUAACAAGAGUAGACUUUUGGUGCCCAUUUGGUCAAAAAUUAAUGUUUAGGUAACAAAACAGAAAUUUCGGACAAAAAUAAAGUUUUUAUGCUUAAUUUGGCGAAAAAUUAUUUAGAUAACAAAAAUGAGGUUUUUAGGCUUAAUAAUGGCAAAAAAUGAUAUUUUAGGUAACAGUUUUUUACUUUGAAUUUUAGGCUUUUGAAACAAAUAAUAAUGCCAUUUCUAACCCUCUAAACAAAUAAAAUGCUAUUUUCAGUAUCAACAAUGGCCGUCCGCAACAUCCUAGCCUGCCGCGUGGGCCAAAAAGAGCGCGGCUUCAGCGAACACACGGUAAAACAUCGCCAAAAGUACACGGCCAUCCUCGAGUUCAUCGACGGCGCCCUGGACAAUGUAAGUUUGUGUUGUAACGUGACUAACCUAACAAGAUUCUGUGCGGUAUUUUAUGCGACGGUGUGCUUCAGAAGGACCCGAACAAGGGCAUCUCGAACAUGGACCGCCUCCUACAAGAGGUGGAUAUGCAACGCCUGAAGGGAGUCAUCUACAGAGACAUGGAGGAGAAUCGACAGGCACAGUUCUUGGCUCUGGCGGUCGUUUACUUCUUGAGUGUGCUAAUGGUGUCUAGGUACAGAGACAUCUUGGAGCCACCAACAUCGCCAAGUCCAUUUUUUGACACGAACUCGGACAGCUCGGCUAGAAGGAAGUCGGGUGGGUUUAGAAAUGAAAUUUUAUUGAAAAUUUUGAAAAAAAAAUUUUUUAAUUUUUAAAAAUUGUAAAUUUUGUGAAUAAAAAAUUUUUUAAAUUUUAAAUAUCAGGUUGAACAAAAAGUAUCGGGACAUUUUUCACUUAUCUUUCAACUAAAAAGUGUCCCGCUACUUUUGGUUCAACCUAAUAUACGAUCAUGUUAUAGUAGAAAGCCAAUCAGCCCAUUCCUCAGUCUCAAACCCUCAAAACCAAGACAAGGAAAGUGAAAAUGGAAGCGACAAGGACUCGGAAGACCCAAAACCAUCAAACGGGAUUGAAAAAGUCGCGGAUUCAUCGGCCGAAUCAGGCGAUGAAAAAGAAAAUGUCACUGAACUGAAUGGUGGAAUCUCAGCCAUCAAGUUCGAUGAUGAACAAGUUGUUAUUGAGGACGACGGAAAAUACGACGAAAAUCAUCUUCAGAGGUAUGGGUUUGAGGGGAGAGGGUUGAUUUUGGAAAAAAAAUCAUUUUAGGUAACAAUUUGUGAAGAAAAUGCAAUUUUAGGUAACAAAUAUAGAAAAAAUUUGAUUUUAGGUAACAAAUUUUUGAAAAAAUAUAAUUUUAGGUAAUAAAUUUUGAAAAAUGGCAGUUUAAGUAAUAAAUUUUGGAAAAAAUCGUAUUUUAGGUAACAAAUUUACGAAAAAAUGGUAAUUUGGGUAACAAUUUGAGAAAAAAUAGAAUUUUAGGUAACAGAUUUGGAAAAAAUGGUAUUUUAAAUAACAACUUCAGAAAAAGUGGCAGUUUAGGUAACAAAUAUAGAAAAAGUGGCAGUUUAGGUAACAAAUUUUUGAAAAAAUAGUAUUUUAGGCAAUAAAUUUAAGAAAGAACAGAAUUUUAAGCAACAAUUUUUGAAAAAAAGCUUGAGGUAACAAAUUUAAAAGUCGUCAUUUUAGAUUCACAGCGGAGAACGUGAAACAAUUCGACGCGGGUGAACGUCGUAUCUACCUGACCGACAAACUUCAGAAGUCUCUUGAAUCCGUAUCUCCAUUAUUCCGAGAGAUUAUGGCAGACUUCCGCUCAUUCCUCCAAAAAACCUUGCUAGGGACCCAUUCGCAAGAAAUCAUGACCGAUAUCAAGGUAAUGCAAACCCUGAAGAACCAAAAUGGCAGUGUCAUCGAGUUGGUCAUGUUGUUGUGCUCACAGGAAUGGCAAACCAGUCUUCAAAAACACGCCGGACUAGCCUUUAUUGAGCUGGUGAACGAAGGCCGUCUAAUGGCACAUGCUACAAGAGAUCAUAUCGUUCGUGUAGCAAAUGAAGCCGACUAUAUAUUGAAGAGGUUGAGCGCGGAAGAUGCUCAGAAGCACACAAAGUUUGAUGAGGAUUCGGCCGAAGAGCUGGAAGGACGAAGAAAGGAGACCAAGAUCACGGAUCAUCUGAUUCAGUCGGCUAGAAGGAGGGAUUUUGCUAUUGCGGCUAAGAGCUUGGAGAGGACGAGGAAUGUGCUGGUCAGUCCAAGUGGUCCUUGGGCGGAGGAGCAGGGCAAAAGGUAAGUGUGGAGAUGAAGAACAGAGAGAAAAAUGUAGAUUAAUAUGAGUAGGUAGGGUAGGAUAUUGUAGGGUUAGGUAAGUUAAGGUAGGGUAUGAUAGUGUAGGGUUAGGUAAGGUAAGGUAGGGUAGGAUAAUGUAGGGUAAGGUAAGGUAAAGUAGGGUAGGUUAAGGUAGGUUAGGGUAAGAUAGGGUUUUGCAGAGUAGAAUAACGUAGCUUAAGCUAUGGUAUUGCACUUAAACUUCUCCACUUACAGACAAACCUUCUGGCGCCUAGACCCAUGGGAAGACGACUCAAGACGUCGCAAACGUUUCGUACCAAACAUUUUCGGUACCACACAUCCAGAAGCCGUCGUAUCCCAGUCGAAAGAGAGCAAAGAUGCCGAAGCCGAACUGGAAAAACUGUCAGAAGACGAACGGGAAAAGGUCCUGAAAGAUUUGGCCAAACGAAUGAUAACAACCGGAAGAAGCAACCAGCUGGCCCAGGAACUGGUCGAUGAAUCCGACAUUGAGAAGUGGGCCAACGAGGAGAUUGAGGCCAGGGAGCAGAGGGGAGGUAAGGAGGUUUGGGCGGUGUUUUUGUUGGGUGGGUUAAUCUUCUUGAAUAGAAAAGGGGAGGAGGGGGGUUGAAAAGUUUUGGAUAGGAGGGAGGGGAGGACAGUCCUUUAGGGCUGGGAAUUUCAGUUUAAAAAAGUUUGUCGUGGAAAUUAAAAUUUGAAAAUUUGGCGGGAAAUUUAAAUUUGAAAUUUCGCGGGUUUGAAAACUUGCAAAAAUGUCAUGACAAAACAUAAAUUUAAAAAUUUUAAUUUAAUACCUUUCAGAAAGAGCCUCAUUCAGCACCCCAGCCCAACUGAUCGCAUCGGUUGUGGCCGUUCCGGGCACGGUCAGUAUCACCCAAUCGGACGUUUACUUCGACGCGGAUGAGGAAGAUCCGGCCUACAAAAAGUUGGAUCCAAAGGUGGGUUUAAAAACUUUUUUUUAUUUUUUUUUGCUAAAUUUAGGCUUAA
Molecule: messenger RNA, 10176 nt
Organism: Bursaphelenchus okinawaensis
Lineage: Eukaryota; Metazoa; Nematoda; Chromadorea; Rhabditida; Aphelenchoididae
Source: the annotation of a GenBank genome assembly